CCUCCCUCUCUCUCUCUCUCUCUGCUGACUGGAGGUGAAGCGGUGUGUUUCUCUCCCCUCGUCGCCAUCCCGGGGAAACCUGGACGGACGCUCUCUGUGACCGACCGACCGACCUACUGACCGACCUACUGACUGACUGACUGACUGGCUCGGCGAUGACAAGAGGGAUGAAUCUGCGAAAUUAAAAGGACUGCGGGGGAAAACCGAAACCGGGAGAGAACGCGACCAGCCAGCGAACCGGGACCGUGCACGGUGGCUGUAAAACCUCCCCGCCUUCGCCCGUUGGUCAGAGAUGGAGUUCUCCGACGACUUCCUGCUGGCCGAGCUGGGCCACCUGCAGCUCUACAACGACUCGCUCUUCCAGAACAACUUCACCGGUGGCUACAACGACACCGACGCCUUGCUGCCGACGGGGGUGAAGGUCACCAUCGUGGUCGUCUACAUGAUCGUCUGCGUCAUCGGCCUGGUGGGAAACUUCCUGGUCAUGUAUGUCAUCAUAAGAUACACGAAGAUGAAGACGGCCACAAACAUCUACAUCUUUAACCUGGCCCUGGCUGACUCUUUGUUCCUGGCUACUUUACCUUUCCAGGGCACCGACGUGUUCCUGGGCUUCUGGCCGUUCGGGAACGCUCUGUGUAAGGCGGUGGUGUCGAUCGACUACUACAACAUGUUCACCAGCACCUUCACGCUGACCGUGAUGAGUAUGGACAGGUACGUGGCCGUCUGCCACCCCGUGAAAGCGCUGGACAUGAGGACGCCUCACAAGGCCAAGGUGGUGAACAUCUGCGUGUGGGUGCUGGCUUCUGCCUUUGGCGUUCCGGCCAUGGUCAUGGGAAAUGUAGAGGAGGAACAAGAGCAUAACAGUGUUGAAUGCAUCGUGGUGUUACCUGAACCAAGGAGUCACUGGGAAUCUGUGUUCGGCACCUGUGUCUUCCUCUUUUCCUUCCUCAUCCCUGUAGCUAUCAUCAGCAUCUGCUACAGCCUGAUGGUCAAGCGCCUACGCAGUGUUCGCAUCCUGUCUGGUUCCAAGGAAAAGGACCGCAACCUGCGACGCAUCACCAGGAUGGUCCUGGUGGUAGUGGCAGCAUUUGUCGUCUGCUGGACACCCAUCCAGAUAAUGGUCCUGGCUCAGUCGCUGGGCUUCAACCUGAGUAGCUUGUUCACACUGGUCCUGAUGCACUUCUGCAUUGCGCUGGGCUAUGUCAACAGCAGCUUGAAUCCUGUUCUCUAUGCCUUCCUGGAUGAGAACUUCAAGCGUUGCUUCCGUGAGUUCUGCAACCCAUCACCAUUCCGCCUCGACACCCAGCAGUCAGGCAGGAUGAGAAGCAUUGCCAGGGAGGUGGCAGCGGCCUACAGCUGCAAGGCCGGAGAUGGUGGGGGUCAUGGGGGAGGGACGCCAAAUCCCGCAUGACUAGGCGUGGAGCUUCCUUUAGUGGGGGUAGACCCCCCACAGAGGCGAGAGAUCCAGGGAGCAGGGAACUCCAACACAGAAUUAACUCAGAUUACAGCUCUCUAGCGCCACGAGCCCUCCCGUCCCCCAACUAGAAGACUUGCCUGGGGCGGGGGGGAGGGAGAUGAGGAGGAUGGCAUCGAAAGGAAAAGAAUUUAAUAAGUAUGUGGAAGACAAACAGGACCCACAGAGCGCUCAUUUGGGUGACAAUAGGGAAAUGGGAUACAUUGAAAGCUUGGGUUGGAAGGGUGGUGGACAUCUGGGUACAAAAUACGUAGUGCCAGAUAUGGAAGUGGUUAAACACAUUGUGGAUCCUGGAUCUUAGACAAAUAUGGUCACUGACGUGGCAAAAUGUUUUUGAAUGGAACUACAGAGUAGGGGAAACCUCAAGACUUUCUUAAGGAUCAGGCUGUCUUGGUGAAUGUAAACACAAGAGGUGAAAGCAUUAUCUAGUAUUGCAGCUCCAAAAACAAAAGCCUCUUAAACAGAAAUUAGAUCCCCUGGCCAGUUUCUCCAGCUCUAAAAAGAUCCCAGAUUGCGCUGAGAACGCAGAGGUUGGAGUAAGACAUGUGAAUAAAACUUCUUAACACUAAGGGAUUCAUUGAGGGACCUGCUCAUACCAAAUCUCUGAAACCACCAUGGGGUACGUUGGUGCUUGUAGAAAGACUGUAAACAACGUUGGAAGCAUUGGAUCGUGGCUAUCUGGUGGUAAGGACUACAAACAUAAGACUUGCCAAGUUAAAGUAAAGCAUUCCUGAAUUGUGAAGUGGAUGGUCAGUCGUUUCACUACAGUCUAUAGUGUCUUUAUCAGUCAAUGUUUUGGUCUGAAGAACUUUGUAUCAUCUGUGGUGGGAAGCUGUGGACAAUUAAAUGAUGGAGUCUUAUUGUGAUAGGCACUUUGAAAAUGGGUUAUCAUAAUGGUAAUUUGCUGCUGAGCCCAUUUUUGGAAUACAAUGGGCACAAGAAAAUGCAAUGUGAUGUUUACAAAUGUAGACAAGAAGUUGGAUGUAAUAUUGGCAAAAAAUAGCUGGCAUAAGGAAGAAAAAAAAAGUGCGACAAGCUACAUUUCUUGAAACUGUGUAUCGACCCAGAAUGGGCCACAUGAAUGCUAUUUCUCAUUGGAGCAACAUUUCCCAAUCUGUCCUGAAGCAAAAUAGUCCUAAGAAAUCUUUCCUAAAACAUGUUUCUUAGAGUUUUGUUCUUUUUGAUUUUUGAAAAGUUUCUAGGACCACCUGUGGGGUGUUGAAGUUUAGAGUUUGGUUUGGCGUGGGUGGGGAUGGUUGGGGGUGGGGAGGUCGAUAGCUUGUGAGAUUGUAACCUGAAAGAAAUGCAAACAAACAAGAGAAUCAGGUUGGGGGGCAAGGCCCAGCAUGGGUAUUAACCCCUCUCUGCUGCUUGCCAGUUUGUAGUGGGUCUAUACAUGAAAUUUUAAUUAGACAGUAUCCAAACGUAGAUCCACCUGUUUCAAGUUACAAGAACUUUUAAAAGUUUUCCAUAAACAUUUUUUUUUAUGAAUUCUAAAAGCUGUUUUAAAUAUUUGUUUCAAGCACUUAGGCAACAGAGGAUGCCUUACAAAACACCUGGACGGCAUAAUUUGUCAGAUAAUAAAUUGAUUAUUGGUCGUGAAUUUGGUCUCCUUAAAUAAAAUAACGAUUUUUAAAAAUUAUAGUUUGAGUAUUGGCACAUUGAGACAUGCUUAUCAGACUGUAUUUACCACACAUCUGUGAUUGUACCGUUGAACACAACAUCUCUUGUAAAAACCUAUUUAAAACAUGAUCAAGAAAUACACAUUACCCAAAACAUUAUAGCAGUGUAAAACUAUCUGUAGAUAUGGUAUGGCCCUUUGAGCUCUCGCUGGCCAGCUGAGCCAACACUCCAGCAGUUAGCUAAAAAAAUACAUUAAUGAGACUCUCCUCUUUGAAAAAAACAAGCCUGUAGGGUCGUCCAACCUAGCAGCUUAUUAUGACCCAUAGUUGUUUUUAUUGUAAGGUGACCUCUGGUGGCCAUAGUCAUUUUGGAUGGUAGCUGGGUAGGAAGUCUUGUGGACGUUUUAUAGAGAGCGACAAAGUCUGGGUUAGGAAGAGGGUUGGGAUGGAUGUAUGGGUUGACACAACUUGGGGUUUUCACACAAGAGACCACUAAACAUUAAACUGCAUAAUCACAGAUGUUUGCAAAAUGACAUGACUGGUUGAGUUAUUUUUUUCCAGGUGGGUAGCGCUUGUUGGGUUUUUGGGAAUCCAUGGUGAACCUGAUUGGGUUUGGGGUUGAGGAUUGGGGUUUGGGAGUGCUUGUGGUGAACUCUGGGUUUGAGAUAUUCUAAGGUGGGGAUAUGUGCUGUACAUUGGGCUGGGUAAGGGUAGGGGUGUUAAACAGGGGAGCAAUUUCAACUCCCAGAACCACAGUGGCAAAGCAGGAGGACGGGGUCAGUGUGCUCUGACCCCACUCCAAGGGACAAAGGGGCUCUCUCUCUCUUCUUAGUGUCUUAAGGUGGAAAUCAACCCUGGAACAGAAAUCCCUAGUAUCGUAUUCUCAGGGGACCUGGACAGUUUUGGAAAUUGUACUGACAGCAUCAAUGAUGACAUGGAGUCUGUCAAUAUGAUACCUAGGUGGCACUCAAACUGACAAAAAAUAGAACAAUUCUCAAAAAUGCUAAAUCAUGCAAAAAAUUAAAUAUGACAUAUUUCUGUUGACUGGAAAUCUGUCCCAUAAACACAUCUAACAGUAACAAAUGUAAAUUGAGCUUUUACUUGGUUGUAGUUAUAGUUAUAGUGUUUUUAUAUAGGGGAUACUGUGAAGAUCCAAAUUGUAACAGGUAUUAUUAUGAUUAUUAAUAAUCAUAAUAAUAAUGUUAGAAUUCCUUUUUACUCUUUUUGUUGCACUGUUCAUUGCAAACAACGAUCGAAUCCCACUUUGGUAAAACCUUUAGAUAAAGAUAUCAAUAAUAAAAGACAAGGUACAGUAGUUUUACAAGCAGACAAUACAGCAAAAGUUCAAUCAUUUUUUAAAGUUGAGUCAGUCACCCAAUUGUAUGGGGAAAAGUUGGUUCGUUUUAUGAUUCAAUGCCUAAAUUAAAUAAAUCUUUAUAUAACUAUUUUGUUUUCAAAUCAAAAAAAGAAAAGAAUAUCAGACCUCACUUUCUGGGUUUAGCUUUUUGAGGUUUGCUAUAAGGAACAUAAAAUUAAAUUAAAAAAUGAAAGUUACAGUGCAGUUACACACUUUUCUGAUGGUUUGCUGAAUUUGGCUGCAGUGUCAGUGAUGUAGUUGAUUGUUUAACUGUCCAGUCUUUUAGAAUUUACAUGUGGAUUCUGUUAUGGGGUUGGUAUCCCCUUUAAUUUUGUGUGUAAAUGUGUGUCUCUUGUUACUUUCGUGGUUCACUUGGUUAAGCUCUCUGUACUUUGAGUUGUUUUUAAAUGUAUUUUCACUUAAUUUUUACAUUAACAGGAUCAGUUUCAAGAGAGCAAGUUGAUUCCACACAGUUAAGUUUUGCUGUGCUGCUUUUGUAUAUAUAUAUAUUUUUUUUUCUGUCUUUACAAUCUAAUAUUUUUGAUGCAGCUACUCUUUGCAGCACAAAUAAUUAAUUUUCUUAAUUUUCCUAAAGUUGUGUUCUUUUGUUUGUGAGGAACAAUUCUAUGAACUUACAUUGCCUUAAAUAUCAAGUGAAGUGUGUUACUGAAGCUCGCUCUCUGGCUGGACAAAACGUGUUCUAGUUCAUACUGGUGCUUUGCUGUAAGUUUUUACUAGUCCAGGACCGUAUUCAUAAAGCCUCUGAGAAGAGAACUCAUCAGGCCAGAGUAAAAUUUAAUUGUUUGUUGGAAUUUCGAGACUGUCCUCCGUUUUUCAAGAAGCUUAUUACGACCUUCUAAAGACGGCAGACCACUGGCGGUAGUUAUGUACAGGGCCGCUAGAGGUCAGCGAUAGAAAACCAUAGACCUGGGAAGUCCUUUAAGUUUGUAUAUUUCAAUGGAUUUGCUUUAUAUUCUGUAAAGUUAUCGUGCUGAUUCUCUGCCAUGUGACCCUAACCAUCACCUUUACCAUUUACAAGCUUAUCAACCAUGCGUUGGUAUAUAAAAUAAAGCCCCACAAUGGAGGACUUGUUGGGAAUUUCUAAAGAAAAUAGCUUUCUAUAUCCUUAAAGAUUUAACCAGCCUACUUCAUUAAUGGCUAACACUCACUAAAAUGUCAGUUAAAUCUGGUAUAAUUAUUUCUGUUGGAAUUUUAGGGAUUUGGAGGAAAUUACAAAACAGCAUAAAAAGAGUUUUUUAACCUGUGAUAAUUGGUUGUUUUAUAACCCAAUAACACUCUGUGGUGUGCUCAGAGUAAAUUAUCACUAACUUUAUGAUGACAUUUAGGAGCCGUCUGCCUCUGUGGCCUUUUAUAAUGUGAUUACUCUAAUAACAGGGGAAACAAAGAGGUUUCAAAGUGAUCAUCUGUAAUUUGAGCGCACCUUUACACCAAGUGACUUUAAGGUCCACCAUGAGAACAACAGUAAACAAAUCCCAUUAUAAGAAGACGUCACUAGUGUAGGUCGGGUGGCUGGGGAAACACUUUCUACAGCCCUGGGUACAAUACACAUAUUGUAUCCCCCCAUCGAUUACUUGGUAGCGGAUCCCAUAGUAUUUCUCUAAGUUCACCGUGUUGGCCACAUAAGGAAUUGGAGUCCACAAUGGCGACAGGCGCAAGUUUAAAUCUUUAAAGUUUAAUUUGCUGUUACUCUGCUCCAUGGGCGGCGCCAGGGGGUAGCUUGGUGCAACACCAUGCUGUCUUAUAGCAACCACUAAGCAAUAGCAGUGAAAAAAUCCUGGCGCUGGCUAUAUAUAUAUACACACACACACACACACACACACACACACACACACAAAGACUUCCAAAAGACAUUAAAAAAGUGUUCUAAAUAAGCACUCAAGGUGUAUUAAACUAAAGGUUUACAUAGCAACAGUACUUGUUAAUAGCAGCAGUACUAGUUCUUCUAGCUAAAAUCUCUGGUGAAACUAAUUCAACCAUGACGGGUGAAGAUGACCACAAAAAAAGAAAAUAUCGAUGAUGACCUGACCACAAUCGACGUUGCCAUGCCAUAAGCACAAUAGUGCACACCAAGAUGCUGUGAUAUCGAAAAUAAUUUUAAUUGACUUCAACUCCUAUAAUCCUAAAUAUUUUUUCCUAUAUAGCAAAUUAUAGUAACUGCAAAUCCCCAAAUUUUCUCUCAGCUCAAAUUUUGGAGGGCCAUCAGAUUUAAAGAAAGGGUUUUAUCAUUAAACUGUUAACAAAUAUGUUGCCAUGUUAUUUUUUUUGUCUGCACCAUGAAUUCUUUCUUUUUUACGCUGUUCUGAGAUAGCUUUAUGAAUACUGGUCAUCUUUCGUACAACCUGGCAGACUUCCUGUAGGAAAAUGGCCGGAGCAUCAAGGACACUGGCCUCGACAUAUUCCACCUUUAUAAAGACGUCCUAUAACGCAGGCUCUUUGUGCUUAACUGUCACUGUUAAAACUGAAAACGCAACAAUAUUUUAUAUAACUGUUUGGUGGGGUUUUUUUGUAGCACAGAACAUAAAGAGGACACCAGGAGGGUUAAAUCCUUCUGUUCAGCAAUGCAGAGUGAGCAUAAAUAUACCGUCACUUAGCUCUGUAUAGACAUCCUGUUUGAAUAUUACAUUAUGUAAAAGUAUAAAACAUGGUUCCGAUCAUCAUUUAAUGUCUGAACUCUCUCUUGUUAUUCUUGGUGUAUAAAUAAAGACUAUUUCUCGCCAGCUGUUGCUGGUACGAAUUGUAACCUCCGUGCAUCCAAAUGCAGGGAGAUUCCUCUCAUUCGUUUACAUUUUACAGACCACAUGAAUGUGAAAUUAAAAACCUGUUGAAAAUCCAAAUCUAAGAAAGAAAAAAAAGCAUACAAUGUUGAUGUUGUUAUUAUUACUAUUAUUGCCAUCAAAAGAGAAAAAAAAAACCUGUUGCAAUGAUUUUUUUUUUGCUGUGCAGGAGACUGUCUGGUAUGUAUCUAUGUAUUUCUCGUGGACUGCAUUUUGCUUACGGCCCCAGUCAUGAAAUGAAACAGUUCUCGAGGCUGGAAAAUCAAACAAAAGCACGAUUUGCUGCUUGUCUCACAUUUUUUAACCGCAAAUUCACAAACACAAUGUGAUCACAAAAUGUACACUUCUUAGUUAAAAAAAUAAUCAACUAGAUGCUUAAAAUGUUAUGCAAUCAUCUUUUUAGACGUGUUCCGAUGCUACCUUGACAAAAUUUCUAGUGGGAUUUGAAUAUCGGUUGUUGAUGCAAUCAGGUGACAGAGCUGUUUGUGACACAUGACUCCGGCUGUAGCUACAUAAACUUAAUGUACUCGUACCGGUUCUGCAGAUGGCAGACGGAAACUACCACGCUAGCUGGCUUGUUGACUAAGCAUAGAGACUUUUUGCUGGAGCUUGACUUUUAAAUUGUAUAUUUUUCGCUGCCUAUGAAAUGAAUAAAUAAAUGAUGGCCAUGUAUAA
Molecule: messenger RNA, 7923 nt
Organism: Scophthalmus maximus (turbot)
Lineage: Eukaryota; Metazoa; Chordata; Actinopteri; Pleuronectiformes; Scophthalmidae
Gene: oprl1
Product: opiate receptor-like 1
Exons: 6
Coding region: 293-1411 (372 amino acids)
Biological process (GO): neuropeptide signaling pathway; sensory perception of pain
Cellular component (GO): membrane; neuron projection
Molecular function (GO): neuropeptide binding; nociceptin receptor activity
Source: RefSeq, a predicted model, not a curated record